AUCUCGCUAUUGCUGACGCGCAAGGUCACCCAGCUUCAAACGCUCUUCUCCCGACGAAGGCCACAGCUCGAACUCACCGAGCUCAUCUUGGAGGCCUUGAAAGUGUAUCAAUACGGAAAGCAAAUUUACCACCACGAGGUUUCCCUUACUUCACUAAGCCCCCUUGAGCUCUCGUUGGAGGUCAAUUUAACAAUACGUUGGCAUUUAGCCUGUCUCCUCCUGGUAGACAUGAUCGAACGAAUUGAACAAGUUAACGGUGAGAUGGUAACGUCAAGGUUCCCUAUCCCGAACAUAAAGAUGAGCAGCGCUUCAGCAAUAUCGGCCAUUGCAAAAGACUCCUUAGCGAACUCCCAAAGAGGCGCAUCAUCAUCUCUCCCCGCGGGCAUUGGCGACGCUUUGCUGAAUGAACCUUGGACGCAAAUCCUAGUGAGUGCAAUG
Messenger RNA from Cladophialophora psammophila CBS 110553, 438 nucleotides. RefSeq lists its product as uncharacterized. The annotation marks the transcript as partial. NCBI's taxonomy places the organism in Eukaryota, Fungi, Ascomycota, Eurotiomycetes, Chaetothyriales, Herpotrichiellaceae. The transcript has a single exon. The record is from RefSeq and is a predicted model, not a curated record.